Penicillium maclennaniae is the source of this 1458-nucleotide messenger RNA. RefSeq lists its product as uncharacterized. The coding region runs from base 1 to 1458 and encodes 485 amino acids. The transcript is spliced from 4 exons. Gene Ontology annotation, cellular component: endoplasmic reticulum membrane. Gene Ontology annotation, biological process: ergosterol biosynthetic process; farnesyl diphosphate metabolic process. NCBI's taxonomy places the organism in Eukaryota, Fungi, Ascomycota, Eurotiomycetes, Eurotiales, Aspergillaceae. Gene Ontology annotation, molecular function: squalene synthase [NAD(P)H] activity. The record is from RefSeq and is a predicted model, not a curated record.
AUGCUUCUAGGUGUCACUUCAAGCCACACGACUCUGUCACCUUUGGCUAUGGGUAUUGCAUCGACUGCUAUAUAUUUCAUUCUCCAUCCGUAUCAGCUAGGAGUGCUGGUUCAAUGGAAACUACGCAAUGGUCCCAUGCACAAGAGAGGUGAAACACAAGAAUCGGCAACGGCCAAGAUCUGCUUCAACUUCUUGGAUCAGACAGGUCGUAGCUUCAGUCCCGUCAUUCAAGAGCUUCACCCCGAGCUGCUCUUGCCUGUAUGCGUAUUCUACUUGAUACUCCGUGGCCUCGAUACGAUCGAAGAUGACACCUCUAUUCCCCUCGAUGUGAAGGAGCCGCUCCUUCGGGACUUCAAGGACCACCUAGAUCACGAUGGCUGGACUUUCACCGGCAAUCGGCCGGAAGAGAAGGAUCGUGAACUAUUGGUGCAAUUCGACAAUGUCAUUGUGGAAUACAGGAAAUUGAAGCAGCCCUACCAAGCGAUCAUAAAGAGUACAACCGAUAAAAUGGGGAAUGGUAUGGCCGAUUUUGCGAGAAAAGCGGCUUUCGGAGACAUCAGCGUGAGCACAGUGGAGGAGUACGACCUCUAUUGCUGGCACGUUGCCGGAAUAGUUGGUGAGGGCCUUACUUACCUCUUUUUCGAGGCUGGGCUGGCCGAUACAACUUUGAUCAAUCAUUCGCUGUAUAGAUCAAUGGGUCUCUUCUUGCAAAAGAAUAACAUUAUUCGCGACAUUCGCGAAGACUUUGACGAUGGUCGCCAGUUCUGGCCCAGAGAGAUUUGGUCCAAGCACGUCGAUAACUUUGAAGACCUUUUUGACCCUAGAUGUAUCGAGGAUGCCCUGAACUGCGGCUCUGAGAUGGUUUUGAAUGCACUGGGACAUGCGUGUGACUGUUUGUCGUAUAUUGCGGGCUUGCGCGAGCAGAGUGUGUUCAAUUUUUGCGCCAUCCCCCAAGCCAUGGCUUUGGCUACACUGGAGUUGUGCUUCCGCAACCCCACAAUGUUUGAGCAAAACGUCAAGAUCACGAAAGGAGCUGCGUUGAACUUGAUGACUGAAUCUAGUCAGGAUUCUGAGGGUGUUGUGGUGGUCUUUUGGCGUUAUGCUCGUCGGAUUCAACAAAAAAAUGACCCCAAGGAUCCGAAUUUCUUGAAGAUUAGUAUUAUCGAGAAAUUUGCCGAGACCUUGGCGCCAAAGAGUGUUGAACGUACUAGAAGGAAGGAGCAAAAGAUUGGAUCUUCUACCGGACGAGUGGUUCUUACAUUGACCAUCGCCUCAGUCUUUACCACUAUUUCUGUUAUGAUUCUAUUCCCUAGCUGGGUGCAUGAGUGGUACCUGCUCAUUCCCACACUGAUGCCGCAGAAGUAUGGAUUCGACUCACUGCAAAAAAAAUUGUGUCACACCCCAUUGGCGAUCGGCUCAGUUCCCAUUCGAUGGACUCCUGGAAAGCUGGUGGACUAA